AUGAAGGGGCAGAAGCACCCGGGGGCAGGGACAGCCGGGGGCACCGGAGGGGGUACCGAGGCGGGCACCGGGGGAGAAGCGGCACCAGCAGCAGCGGGCAACACCCGGCGCCGACAGGAGCCCACUUGGCUUCAGGACGAGGACGACGAGCUGUGGCCUGAGUUCCCUCCCUGCUCGUCCCCAGAGGGGACCACCAGCCCCACGUCUCCCACAUCCCCUGCAUCUCCCACAUCCCCCACAUCCCCUAUGUCCCCAGCAUCCCCAACGUCCCCCACAGCUGGCACCACCGAGGACGCGGGGGGCAGCAAGAGGGCUGCUCCAGCGGGGGGACCACGGGACAAGGCAGCCCCCGGUUCGGCAGGACAGAGGCUGAGGCUGGAGGGGGCCGGGGGACGGCCACGAGUGGGGUCCCGGGCACAGGGGCGCUCUGCCAUCCUGGAGAAAUUCGGAGGGGCUGCCAAGGGCCCAGCCCCACACCUGCGGCGCUCGGGGGGGGCCGCCACGGUCAAGACGAUGCUGCUGGAGUGGUGCCGCGCCCGCACCCGCGGGUACCCGAACGUGGACGUGCAGAACUUCUCGGGCAGCUGGGGCAGCGGGCUGGCCUUCUGCGCCCUCCUGCACAGCUUCUUCCCCGACGCCUUCGACUUCGCCACCCUGGAGCCCAAUGCCCGCCGGGACAACUUCGCCCUGGCCUUCGCCACCGCCGAGGAGCGGGCGGGCUGCGCCCCGCUGCUGGAGGUGGAGGACAUGGUGCGGCUGCCGGUGCCCGACGCCAAGUGCGUGUACACGUACGUGCAGGAGCUGUACCGCUGCCUGGUGGCCAAGGGGCUCGUCAAGACCAAGAAGCGCUGAGAGGGUCCCCCACACCCCCCCACCUGUGCCAUCCCCC
Oenanthe melanoleuca is the source of this 889-nucleotide messenger RNA. RefSeq names its product smoothelin like 1 (gene SMTNL1). The record is from RefSeq and is a predicted model, not a curated record. Gene Ontology annotation, biological process: actin cytoskeleton organization. Gene Ontology annotation, molecular function: protein binding. NCBI's taxonomy places the organism in Eukaryota, Metazoa, Chordata, Aves, Passeriformes, Muscicapidae. The coding region runs from base 1 to 852 and encodes 283 amino acids. The transcript has 8 exons. Gene Ontology annotation, cellular component: filamentous actin; microtubule organizing center.